This is a messenger RNA of Lachancea lanzarotensis, 306 nucleotides long. It is a transcript of the gene URM1, whose product is annotated as LALA0S01e09890g1_1. The record is from RefSeq and is a predicted model, not a curated record. Gene Ontology annotation, molecular function: protein tag activity. NCBI's taxonomy places the organism in Eukaryota, Fungi, Ascomycota, Saccharomycetes, Saccharomycetales, Saccharomycetaceae. Gene Ontology annotation, biological process: tRNA thio-modification; protein urmylation. Gene Ontology annotation, cellular component: nucleus; cytoplasm. Bases 1 to 306 code for a protein of 101 amino acids. The transcript has a single exon.
AUGGUAAGCGUCAAGGUAGAGUUUUUAGGAGGUCUUGAUGUUAUCUUUGGUAAGCAAAGAACCCACAAACUAAAUGUUCCAAGCAAUAGCGGAGAAGAAGUAACAGUUGGGACACUCAUCGACUACAUAGUUGAAAAAAUGAUCAAAAACGCUGGAGACAAGUGUGUAUUCAUCGAAAAUGAUAGCGUGAGACCUGGAAUCCUUACUCUUAUAAAUGACACUGAUUGGGAGCUAGAAGGCGAAAAGGAAUAUGUUUUAGAAGAUGGCGACAUCGUAUCUUUCACUUCAACGCUUCAUGGAGGUUAA